GUGUCACCGAUUAGCCGAGGGGGGGGUGUCACCGAUUAGCCAGGGGGUUGUCACCUAUUAGCCGGGACGGAGCCCGGGGGGGGUGUGUCACCGAUUAGCCGGGACCGAGCCCGGGGGGCGUGUGUCACCGAUUAGCCGGGACCAAGUCCGGGGGGCGUGUGUCACCGAUUAGCCGGGACCGAGCCCGGGGGGGGUGUGUGUCACCGAUUAGCCGGGACCGAGCCCCGGGGGGGGGUGUCACCGAUUAGACGGGACCGAGCCUGGGUGGGAGGUGUCGCCGAUUAGCCGGGGAGGUGUCGCCGAUUAGCUGGGGAGGUGUCGCCGAUGAGCCGGGAGGUGUCGCCGAUGAGCCGGGAUCGAGCCUGGGGGGGGGUGUCAUCGAUUAGCCGGGACUGAGACCGGGUGGGGGGUGUCACCGAUUAUCCUGGGAGGUGUCACUGAUUAGCCGGGAUCGAGCCUGGGGUGGGGGGGUGUCACCGAUUAGCCGAGACUGAGACUGGGGGAGUGUCACCGAUUAGCCAGGGUGGGAGUCACCGAUUAGCCGGGACCGAGUCCGGGGGGGUGUCACCGAUUAGCCGGGGGUGUGUGUCACCGAUUAGCCGGGACCGAGUCCCGGGGGGGGGUGUCACCGAUUAGCCGGGACUGAGACCGGGUGGGGGGUGUCACCGAUUAGCCGGGACUGAUCCUACAUGAUCCUAGUGACCAACAUCUACCUGAUCUUUGAGGUUGGCCACUUGGAACGAGCAAUGAUGGACAUGGCACAAAUCAAGCCCUUCAACUUAACCGAAGUGGGGAAGAUGCUACCGUAUUGCUACUAUACAGCCAUCACUCUGGCUGUCAUGACCUACCCGGUGUGUGUCUUCCUCAUCUACUCAGUCCCGAAGCGGCUCUACAUAGGCAUGUUCGCCUAUGUCGCAUGGAUCAUCUUCUAUGACCUGGUUAACUGCCUUAUCGUGGCCCUGGUUUACCAGGUCUCCAAAGAAGCCUUGUUUUCCCUCAGCCCCCUGGAGUGGUUUGGGCUGGCCACCAGGAACCCCAUGGAUUGUUUCUGGCUCUCCUUCGUUGUCACGUAUGCCCUGAUGGUUAUUGAAAGCAAAGGGCAAGGAAGGCUGUCGCUCAGGAUCAGGCAGAGGUGGUGUCACCGAUUAGCCGGGACUGAGACCGGGGGUGUGUCACCGAUUAGCCGGGGAGGUGACACCAAUUAACUGGGAUCGAGCCUGGGGGGGUGUCACCGAUUAGCCCGGACUGAGACCGGGGGGAUGUCAUCGAUUAGCCGAGGAGGGGUGUCACCGAUUAGCCGAGGGGGAGGUGUCACCGAUUAGCCGAGGGGGAGGUGUCACCGAUUAGCCGGGACCGAGCCCAGGGGGGUGUCACCGAUUAGCCGAGGGGGAGGGUGUCACCGAUUAGCCGGGACCGAGCCCGGGGGGGUGUCACCGAUUAGCCGAGGGGGGGGUGUCACCGAUUAGCCGGGACUGAGACCGGUGGGAUGUCACCGAUUAGCCGAGGGGGGGGGUGUCACCAAUUAGCCGGGACUGAGACCGGGGGGGUGUCACCGAUUAGCCGGGACCAAGCCUGGCAUGGAGGGGGGUCUCACCGAUUAGCCGGGACCGAGACCGGGGGGGUGUCACCGAUUAGCCGAGGGGGGGGUGUCACCGAUUAGCCGGGAACGAGCCUGGGGGGGGUGUGUCACCGAUUAGCCGGGACCGAGCCUGACAGGGAGGGGGGUGUCACCGAUUAGCCAGGACUGAGACCGCGGGGGUGUCACCGAUUAGCCGGGGGGGUGUCAGCGAUUAGCCGGGACUGAGACCGGGGGUGUGUCACCGAUUAGCCGGGGAGGUGUCACCGAUUAGCCGGGAUCGAGCCAGGGGGGGCUGUCACCGAUUAGCCGGGACUGAG
Messenger RNA from Malaclemys terrapin pileata, 1896 nucleotides. RefSeq names its product transmembrane protein 217-like. The record is from RefSeq and is a predicted model, not a curated record. Bases 690 to 1205 code for a protein of 171 amino acids. Lineage: Eukaryota; Metazoa; Chordata; Testudines; Emydidae. The transcript has a single exon.